Messenger RNA from Xylona heveae TC161, 1875 nucleotides. RefSeq lists its product as hypothetical. Lineage: Eukaryota; Fungi; Ascomycota; Xylonomycetes; Xylonales; Xylonaceae. Bases 177 to 1580 code for a protein of 467 amino acids. The record is from RefSeq and is a predicted model, not a curated record. Gene Ontology annotation, molecular function: guanyl-nucleotide exchange factor activity; G-protein alpha-subunit binding. Gene Ontology annotation, cellular component: cytoplasm. Gene Ontology annotation, biological process: G protein-coupled receptor signaling pathway. The transcript is spliced from 7 exons.
AACAACGUUAGCAGGCUGACACGUUCAUAUUCUACUCAGCGAUCGUAAUAACUCUUGCUCCUUUAAAUCAACAAUCAUUUCCUAAAUCUCCAACGCUUUCCCUGAAUCUCUACUCAAUUAGGUUAUCAGUCGUCUUGCGAUCCGCUCUAGAAAAUUGACUGAAUUUUUUUGGUGCCAUGGCUGAUCAAGCAAAAGUGGCCGAGGUCACUGCUUUAUUGAACAAGCUUCGUGAGGAUUUAGUCAAGAAAUCGCUAUCCGUGACCGAAAAGCAAAAGACGUUUGAAUCUCUCAAGAUACUCGGACGUAGUGUCCAGAAUGCGGCUCCCAUCUUCACGAAAGACGGAAUCGAGGUCCUCGGGCGACAUGGUUUAGAUGCUUCACCGUCGGCUGCGUCAAGAGAAGCCUUGAAGUGCCUAGCCAAUGCUCUCUUUCUCGAGUCAAAGACCAGACAAAUAUUUGUCGAUCUUGGUUUCGCAGAAAAAGCAGCCGAUCGACUCAAGUGUGAUAAUCUAGACGACCAGUUCCUACUGUCCCGUCUCCUCUUUUAUACAACUUACGAUACCAACUUAGACUUUGAUCGCCUAAUAGACCAGCAUAAGUUGGCUAUUAAUAUCAAUCAAAACAUUACCAGAAUCGCAAAACAUUUCAGCAAAAAGAAGCACAAGUUGCCACUGGCGCCCCAGGAGGAAAUGGCAUUAUCCGAGUCUCUCAAACUAAUCUUCAACAUCAGCCACUAUUAUCCCGAUCGCACUGGCUGUUUCACAUCGUCCAUCCCUGAAAUCCUCAAAAUUCUUCUGCGCCUCAAACUGCCUACCCCACCAAUGGACCCUCCUGUCAACUUCCUCGUCAAUGCACUCAUCAACCUUGAUCUCGAAGACAAAGCUGGUCAAGCCGUUGGUAGCAGCUUGCUGUUUCCUAAAUUUGAUACAAAGUGCAAUGCUGAAAUGCUAAUCAAUCUUCUUGACGAAGCCAUUGUCGUGUAUCGGGGAGAGCAGCGUGACGUCUUGGCCGCGCCGUUAGUUACUUUAAUACGGCGCGUCCAUGAUUGUGCUCCCGAUGGAGUCAAGCGGUAUAUGCAAUGGCUUCUGUUACCCUCCGACGAAGAGCGAGCAAAGCCGCUUGGAAAAUCGGAUACGUUAGCAUCACGCUUACUACGGCUCUCAUCGGAAUCAACGUCACCCCCCAUGCGGGAGUCCAUUUCGUCUUUGAUGUUUGAGCUUUCCGGCAAGGACGCUUCAAGCUUUGUCAAGAAUGUUGGAUAUGGAUUUGCGUCUGGUUUCCUUGUCAGCCACAAUGUACCCAUCCCGGAAAAUGCCAUGGAGGCUUGGAGCACUCAAGGGCAAGAUUCGAGCAAAGAAUCGGGCAAAAGCAGCCAGGAGGCCUUUAUCAAUCCGAUUACCGGACAGCGCUUGGAUAAGGAGGCCAAGGAUACGGGCCCGCCCAUGACGGACGAAGAAAAGGAACGCGAGGCAGAACGUCUAUUCGUACUGUUCGAAAGGCUUAAGAAGACGGGCGUGGUGAACGUGAAGAAUCCCGUCGAACAAGCUGUUGACGAAGGACGAUUUGAAGAGCUUGACUAAAUGGUCUCUGUCUCACCAGAACCAGAAUGAUAUAAGUGUCUUGCAUUUGAGUGGAGUCACUGGAAUUGCAGCAAAAGUUGUCAUAUUUCUUCCUCGACUACCCCCUUUUUUCCGUUGGAUGUUAUUGUCGCGUGUGCAUCCUCGACUGCAGAUUUCUGAAGCCCUGAUGUUCUUCAUCUUUUAGUAGUAUUUAAACUCAUUUUUACCUCUUUCUUGGAUUUUAAACCAAAGGCUUCAAUUUAAUAUUUUAUUUAAAGCGUAUCAUGUAUAAAAUUGUUUGUCUAAUAAUCCAGCC